AUGGUGGCUCCGGCCUCUACGGGAGGGAAUUCGAAUGGCGGACAGCCUUCUGCUACGAGCUGUCCGCCCACUCGAUCUUCCAGCACUCAUCCUUCGCAUGCUCAUAACGUUCCGUUAAGCGUUCGACGAUCCUCUCCUCUCGAUUUGUCCACAGUAGAGCGUCGAAGCCAACCGACAAACCCCCGUGAACCCGUGAAACGUUCCCGCCCCCAUGGUUUGCAAGAGGCCCCGACCUACUAUCCCACCGAGGAGGAUUUCAAGGAUCCCGUUUCAUAUAUUCGCAAAAUCGCACCGGAAGGCAAGAAAUUUGGUAUCUGUAGGGUUGUUCCGCCGGAGAAUUGGCAGCCUUCGUUUGCGAUUGACACCGAGCGCUUUCACUUCAAAACUCGCCGACAGGAGCUUAAUUCGGUAGAAGGAGGAACCCGUGCGAAUUUGAACUACCUCGACCAGUUGGCGAAAUUCCACAAACAACAUGGCACCAACCUCAACCGUUUCCCGAGUGUCGAUAAGCGCCCUCUCGAUUUAUACAAACUGAAAAAAGCAGUCGAGAUUCGCGGCGGUUUCGAUGCCGUUUGCAAGACGAAAAAAUGGGCAGAGAUCGGUCGCGACCUGGGCUACAGCGGCAAGAUCAUGUCCUCCCUCUCCACGUCGCUUAAGAACUCGUACCAGAGGUGGCUACAGCCUUACGAAGAAUAUCUCCGUGUCGCGAAACCCGGGGUACAGCAACAAUUGGAGAUGGAGCACGGUGGUCCCUUUACCCCAUCUCCUCAUCAGUCGCCGUUGAACAAAAAGACUUUGCCAAUUGACAGUCUUCCUCCGCCGCACCAGGGAACCCCCGUACCAACCGCGUCCGUGCAAAACACUCCCAAGCCAGUCGAAGCAACUCCUGAUAAGCCGACCCCGCCAGCGGAGCCCACGCCUCGUCCCAUCGCCUCAGGCUUUACCGCGGUAAAUGCUUCGGGUGGAUUUACUGCGGUAAACCAGUCUCCUUCGUUUGCUGCCGUGAACAACGGCCCUCCCGUUAAGCGGGAACCUGAAAAUGGAUCCGCCAUUCCCCCAGGUGUUGCUGACCGUACCCAGAGUUCUACUCCUAUUUCGAAUGGGCAUGUGGAUAAUGGUGUGAAGCGUGGUGUAAGCCAUGACAGUGCUUCACAGACCGAGAAUGGAGAUGAUGGCGGGAGCGGCCGGCGAAGCAAGCGUCUCAAGAAGGGUGAUGCGCUACCGACUGUUGCUGGUUCCCAUAUGAGUCUCUUCCGCCCAACUCCCCCUCGUGCACGCAAGAGCGGCAAUGGCAACAAAAACGCAGGAGAGAAAUGCGAGACCUGCGGCAAAGCAGAUGACAGUUCCUCCAUUCUCGUGUGCGAUAGUUGUGAGCUUGGCUAUCAUGGCUAUUGUCUUGACCCUCAGGUUACUACUCCUCCUGAAUACGAUUGGCACUGUCCAAAGUGCCUGGUUGGCACGGGAGAAUUCGGUUUUGAGGAGGGCGGUGUCUACUCAUUGAAGCAGUUCCAGGAGAAGGCAAAUGACUUCAAGAAGAAUUACUUCGCUUCCAAGAUGCCGUUUGAUCCUGUUCUCAACACCCAUAGACGAGAAACCGAGGAUGAUGUCGAAUGCGAGUUCUGGAGAUUAGUGGAAAGUCUGACAGAGACUGUCGAGGUCGAGUAUGGAGCUGAUAUUCACUCUACUACUCAUGGCAGUGGAUUCCCUACCAUCGAAAGGAACCCCCUCGAUCCAUAUUCGGUCGAUCCUUGGAACUUGAACGUUCUUCCUUUCCAUGGUGACUCCCUGUUCCGCCAUAUCAAGACCGAUAUCUCUGGUAUGACCGUCCCCUGGGUCUAUGUUGGCAUGUGUUUCUCAACAUUUUGCUGGCAUAAUGAAGAUCACUAUGCCUACUCGGCCAAUUACCAGCAUGUUGGUGCUACAAAGACUUGGUAUGGAAUACCCGGAGCUGAGGCGGCCGCCUUCGAAGAGGCUAUGCGCCAGGCUGUUCCAGAGUUAUUCGAAGGCCAGCCGGACCUUCUCUUUCAAUUGGUCACCCUUAUGCCACCGGAUCAACUCAGGAAGGCGGGUGUCAACGUCUACGCGGUUGACCAGCGUGCCGGUCAAUUCGUCUUGACCUUCCCGCAAGCGUACCAUGCUGGGUUCAACCAUGGGUUUAAUGUCAACGAAGCCGUCAACUUUGCCCCCAUAGAUUGGGAGCCUUGGGGCGCAAUGGGUGUCGAGCGUCUCCAGGCGUUCCGGAGACACCCCUGUUUCUCGCACGACGAACUCUUAAUGACAGCGGCCGAUCGAGAUAACACCAUCGAGACAGCCAAGUGGUUGGCCCCGGCCCUUGCACGAGCCUACUCCAGAGAAGUUCGGGAACGCGCGGGGUUCCUUGCUUGGCACCGGGAAAUCGUACCCCACAACUGCGCGCUUGGUACCUCCUCUACCGGAGACUGCCAGCUCAGAUUUGUCACGGAGGAAGAAGACUUGGCUGAGGAAGACUACCAAUGCCAUCACUGUAAAGCCUAUUGUUACUUGACACAAUUCAGGUGCCACACAACGGGCAAGACUGUCUGCUUACAACAUGUGGAAAUCGUUGAUUGCUGUGGGCAACCUUUGUCACAAAGACUGCUGGGCCCCGGUCACACUUUACGCUACCGGAUCGGGGACGAGGAUCUCAGAGCCCUUUUGCUAAAGAUCGAGGAGCGCGCCAGGAUUCCGGAGGCGUGGGGAGAGAAGCUCGACAAAUACCUGGAGGAUGAGCCAAAACCCCAACUGAAGGUCCUCCAUAACCUCGUGAACGAAGGUGAGAAAAUCCCAUACCAUUUGUCUGGUCUCCAAGAUCUUGCGGCCUUUGUCCAGCGCUGCGAUAAGUGGGUUGAAGAAGCAAACAACUUCAUUACCCGGAAGCAACAAAACCGGAGGAAAAACGAAAAAGCUUGGCGCAAGGGGACUUCUAAAGCCGCGCAGCUGGAAGAACGGGAUCGUGAAGUUCGCAGAGUAGAAACCAUCUACUCCCUUCUUGCAGAGGCUGAUAAACUUUCCUUCGACUGUCCACAGAUGGCGGCCCUGGAAGAGAAGACCCGCGAAAUCGAGAAAUUCCGCCAGGACGUUAACGCUACCCUCAUGAACCCCCACAUCCGAUCGGCCCAGGAAGUUGAGGGUUUGGUGGAAGCUGGUCGCAAUUUCAACGUGGAAAUCCCCGAGGUAGAGGGUCUGGAACUUAUCCUACGACAAAUGAAAUGGAAUGAUGAAGCACGCGGCAAGCGUGACCAAUAUAUGACCCUAAAGGAAUGCCAGGAGCUUGUCCUGGCUGGUGAGCAAUUGGGCAUCAUGGACAGCAACAACGAACAUCUGCUUUUCUUCAAGGACCUUUCUCGCCAUGGUGAAGCCUGGGAAGCAAAAGCCAAGGAGCUCAUGUCAGUUGAGGCCGUUCACUACCAGCAAUUGGAAGCCCUGUCCGCACAGGCAUCGCGCUUCCCUGUUACUCCGGAGACUCUGGCUGCUGUCGAUGCGAUCCUGACCAGACAACGGGACGCUCAAAAACGAAUCCAAAGUCUUUACGACAAAAGCAGGGAUCCAGACUUCCGAAACCGUCCCACGUACAAGGAAGUUCGGGAACUUAUGGAGUCACUGGAAGAAUUAAACAGCCGUCCAACGGGCGCCAUUGAUCUCGAGCGCGAGCAAAAACGGCAUGAGGACUGGAUGCGAAAGGGCAAAAAGUUAUUCGGGAAGGCCAAUGCCCCUCUGCAUAUUCUCAGGGCGCACAUGGAAUAUGUCGAAAAGAGGAAUUCGUACUGUUUUGAUCUGGAAGACCGGUAUCGACCGCCCGUGGAGCCUGCCUCGCGAGAUAAUACCCCUGAUAAUAUUUUGGAGCACAACAAUGGCAUUUCGUGGGGUGGAGGCAAAUCACGAAAGCGAGAUGUUUUCUGCAUUUGCAGGCAUUCGGAAGCAGGGAUGAUGAUUGAAUGUGAAGUCUGUCACGAAUGGUACCACGGCAAAUGUCUGAAGAUCGCACGGGGAAAGGUCAAAGAAUUUGACAAGUAUACCUGUCCUAUAUGUGACUGGCGCCAGAAGAUCCCUAGGGAUGCUGCCCGGCCGAAACUCGAAGACCUUCAGGACUGGCAUGCUGAACUUCGUGACCUGCCCUUUCAACCAGAAGAGGAACAAAUUCUGGAAAACAUCCUCAACCAAGCGAUUUCCUUCCGUGAUUUCAUCCAGUCUUUCACCAUGGCGGCCUGCACCACGACUGAAGAGGUCCCUACAUUGAUAUUCUAUUUGCGCAAAAUCGAAGGUGCAGAGGUGCUUCUUGCGUAUGAAACGAACUUCUUCCGGCAAGAGAUCCACAAAUGGGCACCAGUUGCACCGGAACCACCGCCAAUCCUGGAACAGUCGCUUUCGACUCGAAAGCCUCGCCCAACGAAGCAACAAAAGAUCAUGGCGCAGCUAGGCAUUCAACGCCCGGAGGAUCUUCCACCUCACCUGCGACCAAAGCAACCCCCCACUGUAAAGCGCAGGUCAGUCGAGUUGCAGCCUGGCCGCCCUGUGUCCCUUAUACCACCAUCGGCCCAGACUCCCGGUCCGCAGACCACAUCGGCAGGGGGACCAACAUUGACGCCCAUGUCCGAUGCACAAAAUCAGCCAUACCCCUUCUCUGCAAGCUAUUCUCUUCCUCCAAGCGACUCGACGCCAGCGUUUACAUCGGGUUCAGCCUUCUUGUCCCAUGCUGCUGGCCAAUCUCCAUCUUUCCCUCCCCGCUCCCCAUCGCCACAUCACCACGGGCUAGAUAAUCCCCUUUUCAGUUCCCCUCGUUUCAACCGGGAUCAUGCAGAGGGGCCGCCGGGUGUUGAUGUUGAAAACAACAACCCAUUUGGCAGUAGUCCUCGCCAAGAUCUGGAUGAAGUGUUUGCGGAUUUGACAAAUCAGGAUGUGGACCACGAGCCUGAACAUGGCCCCGAACAAGAGCCUGAGCCGGAUGCUAUGGAGAAUAUGCAUGCGAACGAGGCACUUGAUGUGCUAGAUGCGAGUAAUGGGGAUUCUGCGAAACCUAUGCAAGUCGAGGAGCAGCCUCCAGGUGACGGGGCUAAUGGUGCAGAGGAGCUUCAAUCUACAGCAGCAAGUCAACUAGCAGCAGAAAGCCAACCAGAAGGCGAUACCAGCGCAGAAAGUUAG
Aspergillus ruber CBS 135680 is the source of this 5157-nucleotide messenger RNA. Its product is annotated as putative PHD transcription factor (Rum1). The transcript has 6 exons. Bases 1 to 5157 code for a protein of 1718 amino acids. Gene Ontology annotation, biological process: chromatin remodeling. The record is from RefSeq and is a predicted model, not a curated record. Gene Ontology annotation, molecular function: DNA binding; histone demethylase activity. NCBI's taxonomy places the organism in Eukaryota, Fungi, Ascomycota, Eurotiomycetes, Eurotiales, Aspergillaceae. Gene Ontology annotation, cellular component: nucleus.